CUUUCUUCUUCAAAUCCAUCUAAAACCAAUCCAUCAGUGGCACAAUGGUGGAAAACCACCGAAAAAUACUACCAUCUCGCUAAUUCUAACAACACCCUUUCCCUUAAUUUGGGCAAACAGGUUCUCAUCGAAAAUUAUUCUCUAGGAAAAUCACUGACCCAGAAGCAAAUCGUGCAAUUGGCAUCAAAGGGUGAACAGAAAGACGCCAUUAAUGUUGUAUUGACCGCCUCUGAUGUUGCGGUUGAUGGGUUCUGUGUCAAUCGAUGUGGAACUCAUGGGGCUUCUAAGGGUGCUGUUAUUAAGGGAAAAACUUAUAAAUUUGCUUAUAUUUGGGUUGGUAACUCAGAGACUCUGUGUCCUGGCUACUGCGCCUGGCCAUUCCACCAGCCCAUCUACGGACCACAGACCCCACCAUUGGGUGCACCAAACAACGAUGUGGGUGUUGACGGUAUGGUGAUUAACUUAGCUAGCUUAUUAGCUGGAACCGCAACAAACCCAUUUGGAAACGGUUACUACCAGGGCGAAGCAGAUGCGCCAUUGGAAGCUGCAUCUGCUUGCCCUGGUGUGUACGCGAAGGGCGCAUACCCAGGCUAUCCCGGAGAUUUAUUGGUGGACAAAACUACAGGGGCAAGCUACAAUGCACAUGGUACAAAUGGAAGAAAAUACUUGGUUCCUGCUUUGUAUGAUCCUGUUACAUUUACAUGCACCACUUUGGUCUAGAAAAUUAGUGCACUAAUUUUGUAACUAUUGAUUCAUUCAUUCAUUGAUCUGUUAUGCAAUAUCCGAAAAUUUACAAUCACAAGAGUAUACUAUUAAUCAAUA
This is a messenger RNA of Solanum pennellii, 822 nucleotides long. RefSeq names its product protein EXORDIUM-like. The transcript has a single exon. The record is from RefSeq and is a predicted model, not a curated record. The annotation marks the transcript as partial. Lineage: Eukaryota; Viridiplantae; Streptophyta; Magnoliopsida; Solanales; Solanaceae.